GGAGGCUGCCGGGCACCAGCGCCGGGAGAUAAAGGCUUACGGACAGAAGGCCAGGGGCUGCAGUCGAGCUCCCAGAGGCCGGCCCUGUUUGGACAGCCGCCCCGGCGCAGGCGACGCUCUGAUGCCCCUGCGCCGGCUUUGCCAGCCGGAAACUUUGCGGGGAGAAGUCUCUCACCCGCUUGACCGCGCCAGAGGCGCCUGGUGGGCCGCGCGCCCCCGGGGGCCCCGCAGCCCGGCGCGUGAUUGCGGGGACCCCCAGGCGUCCGGCGCCCGCCGCGCCUCGCGGUGCGAGAGCAGCCGCCAGGAUGCGCUACGCGGACCCUUCGGCGAGUCGGGAUUUGUUGGGGAACCGAACUUUGCUCUUCAUUUUCAUCUGCGCCUUCGCCUUGGUGACCUUGCUGCAACAGAUCUUGUAUGGCAGGAACUACAUCAAGAGAGGCCUCCAGUUUGGUUGGCAGAGUGGCGACCCGCUGGCCAAUUGGACUGGGCUCUUAAAUGUCACGGAAGACCCAGCAGUGCAGAGCGGCAAUGACUCCAGCUCCAGGUACUUUGAAUUUUACGAGGGCCCUUUUGAGUAUAACUCCACAAGAUGCCUGGAGCUGAGGCACGAGAUCUUGGAAGUGAAGGUGCUCUCCAUGGUGAAGCAGUCGGAGCUGUUCGACAGGUGGAAGAGCCUCCAGAUGUGCAAAUGGGCGAUGAACAUCUCCGAAGCCAACCAGUUCAAGUCCACUCUGUCCAGGUGCUGCAAUGCUCCCUCCUUCCUCUUCACCACUCAGAAGAACACGCCCCUGGGGACGAAGCUCAAGUAUGAGGUGGACACCAGCGGCAUCUACCACAUCAACCAGGAGAUCUUCCGCAUGUUUCCCAAGGAUAUGCCCUACUACCGGUCCCAGUUUAAGAAGUGUGCAGUGGUGGGCAACGGCGGCAUCUUAAAGAACAGCCGCUGCGGGAGGGAGAUCAACAGCGCUGACUUUGUCUUCCGGUGCAACCUACCCCCCAUCUCGGAGAAGUACACCAUGGAUGUAGGGGUGAAGACAGAUGUGGUCACCGUGAACCCCAGUAUCAUCACAGAGAGGUUCCACAAGCUGGAGAAGUGGCGGCGGCCCUUCUACCGGGUGCUGCAGGUGUACGAGAACGCGUCCGUACUGCUGCCUGCCUUCUACAACACGCGCAACACCGACGUGUCCAUCCGCGUCAAGUACGUGCUGGAUGACUUCGAGUCGCCGCAGGCCGUCUACUACUUCCACCCGCAGUACCUGGUCAACGUGUCGCGCUACUGGCUCAGCCUGGGGGUGCGCGCCAAGCGCAUCAGCACCGGCCUUAUCCUGGCCACCGCGGCGCUGGAGCUGUGCGAGGAGGUGCACCUGUUCGGCUUCUGGGCUUUCCCUAUGAACCCCUCGGGCCUCUAUAUCACUCACCACUACUACGACAACGUCAAGCCCCGCCCGGGCUUCCAUGCCAUGCCCUCCGAGAUCUUCAACUUCCUACACCUGCACAGCCGCGGCAUCCUGCGCGUGCACACGGGCACCUGCAGCUGCUGCUGAGGCUGGCGCAGGCCACUCACCCGCCCGCCUGCCUGCCCAGUACGUGGAACCUCGCCGGUCCUCGCCCGCGGGCAGGGCACGGCGAGGGCCUGGGCGCUCAAAUUGGCCCUCCCUGGGAUGUUCAGCUUCAGGCUUGGGUCCUGCAGGCCAGGAGGCAAGGGUGGGGGCGGGGCAGAGUCAGCCCCUUGCUGAGCGGCUGCCCUGCCCAUGGGUAGCACGCUCCUGGGCCACACCUCGAGAUCAGGGCCCUGGGGACCUGCACCUGAAUCAAGCACAUUUCUUCUCCAGUUUUAGCAUCUGAGAGAGCACAAACUGUAUGGCCUCUUUGCAGCUAAAGGAAACCAAAGGAGGAACUGAAAAGAGGGAGACAGGACAUAAGAGCAUGGCUAAGAUUUAACCCAGACUUUUGGGUUCCUGUGUCUUAUUCCCAGGCCUCAGCCAUGCAUUAUUAUCUGGAAUCUCAGAGCUUAGAGGCCAAACCAGUGGCCAGAGCUUUCUGUGGGUACAGCGGCUCCGACAGGUCCAGAGAUUAUCAACCAACUAUAAUUAACUAACCCACUGAGGCCAUUAAGUGGCGCUGUGAGAUCUGAUACAAGGCCUGUGUGUUCGGAUCUUUGCUGAAACACCACUGGCAGAGGAGAGCCACACCCUGCAAACACAUCCUCAGAUGCACACACAAGUCUUGGUGCCUCCAGGUUCAAUCCUGCAUUUGAUCUUUUGAUGAGAAGGAAAUAAACCAGACCAGCCAUUUGCACUAAGGUUUUCAAGCCAGUGUUAUCAACUCAAUAAGUGCUUAGCGACUUGCUUCCUCUUUUGUCUCCUUAUUUUGAGCUCUGUUUUAACUAGGAGUUAUUUAUAAAAUCCAUCCCUCUGUAUGUUCCUAAAUACUGCAGAAUCUUGCUGUAUCGUGUUCCUGAUUUGGAACUAUAAGGCUCCAGACUGGAGAGCGCUGACAUGUGACUGACUGGUGGGUGAGCUUAGCUGAUGAUAGUGAGCCAUGGUCUCCGACACCAGCACCACUGAGGUUCUACUGUAAAGGCAGGGCUUCCCACAGUGCGCAGCCUGGUAGCCUUUGCACUUAUGGACCCACAGGGCUUGUGCUUUGGGAAGUUAGCUGUGCCAAGGCUGAAAGGGGUGCACAUGUCAUCUCACAUCCCUUUGCUUCCCCCGUGGUAUUUCCAUCAUGGUUGCGGCUAUGCCUAGUACGCACCAUUGGUGAAUUACCUUAGAACUUAGCUUUGCAAAAUCGUAGGAAUGUUAGGGCUAGAGGAUCUUGAGCCACCUCCCUCCUCCCUCUCCUUCCCCUCACCCUUCUUUCCUUCCUCCUUUCUCCCCUCUCUCCCAUAAGCAUUUCCAGAAGCCUAUGCUGCUUUGGUUUGGGGCUGGGCUUGGAAAGACAUGAUGACAAAUAAAGGGAGUAAGGAUCUCUGUCUUCGUGGAGCUGGGGUGGGGGGCAGACUAUAAAUAUGCUGGUGCUCUAAGAGGGGGAGGAGGGACCCUGAGAGGACAGCACAGCAGGGAACAGGACCUUUCAUCUGAUCACCUCAUUUUAUAGGCAAAGCAAAAGGCCCUGGCAGCGAGAGAUAGAGGCAGGCACAGACCCUGGCCCAGGCCUCCAGGCUCUUUAUCCUGGGCAACCCUCCUUCAUCUUGCUUGUUUCAUGUUGGUGGGCCAUUAUAGAGCAACGUUCCAUGAACAACGCUGUUCUAGAUGCUGCCCUUGAUCCUGACUGGGAAAAACCUGGGGCUGCCCUGAGCCUGCCUGCUUCUCUGCAGAAAAGGGAAGUAGCCAGUGAGGCAAAGGAGGCCUGAGGACCUGGCGGCCCCGAAACACUACCAAGGACAGUAGGUGACUGUGCUUUCUUGGCUCUGCCUCUUUUUCCCAAGUGGGAAAAUGUCUGGGAAAGAUUCCAGUUAACUGAGGUUUCCAGCUACUCCUUUGUGGUUAAUUGAGCCCAGUUCUUGAAGCUCCAGAAUAUCAAAACCAGAAGGUUCUGAAGGACCAUUUUGUCCCACUUAAGGAAACAGGUCCAGCACAGGGGAGUGACCUGGGUUAAGUCAUGCCCAGGGCUCUACUGAAUGCCUGCUGGGGGCUUCCAGAUGGGGCAGUGUUUGGGGGCAAGAGCCUCCGUGAGUCAGACGUCAGGGCUCUCCCAACCAAGGAUGUCAAGGGCUGGUAUUUGCCCCAGGCUGGUCCCUCUUAGGGGCUAGGGAUGAAGCAUCUUGAAAAUUCCAAGUAGGAGUUGGGCUCCUGGCUCCUGGUCCUAUUUCAGCCUCUGGGUCUUAGGGCAAGUCCCUUCCUCUUUUGGGCUCUCAGUUUCCUCAUCUCCACAGCUAGAGGCUUAGAGAAGGUCCUUAGGGUCUCUGAUAUCUCUAAUUUUACUUAUGUUUUUGGCUUAUUCAUGAUGUAUGGAUCUAAGCCAUAAAUAACAUUGAUUACCGUAAUAGCAAAGAUUUACUGAGUGUUCAUUCUGUGUCAGGCCCCCACUGGGUGCUUUCUUUAUUUACAUUGUGAUCAUCACAAGAUCCCCUUGGGUAAGAAGUCUCCCUGGGCAGGUGAAGAGAUGGAAGCUCAGAGUGAUUCAGGGACUUGCUGAUGGUCAGGCACCCAGUGGAGGAAACUGCCCCCAGUCUGUAGAACCCCAGAGCUCAUGCUCCAAAUCUCUGUCUGAGCCACUUUCUAGCCAGUGUCACCAGGGCUGGGACAAGAGGGAUCCUGACUGAGAGGACUGGACGCUGCUCUAGGGACAGUGCUGUGGGAGGCUGUCAUGGGUUUGAGAAGGAAUCGGUUGCAGGUGCUCCCUGCCCCUGGCAGCAGCAUGGACACGCCCACAGUGCUGCGGAUGGAGGGGCUCUGUGAGGGUAUAUACGAAAUGAUAGUGUGUUGGGGGACUCGCCCAAGGCCAAGGGGCUCAACCGGUACUCAGUCUCUUGAUUUGUAAGCCACAUGCUUGCUUCCUGCAGCCAGUGUUUGUAGGAAAAAAACUUGUUUUCAAAGGCUCGAGAGACCUGGACAUUGCCUCCGGAAGCUCCUCCCCGUUGCUCGCAGCCCCGCCCCAUCCCACGGAGGACUGCGAACUACCAGUUAAAUUCUUAGUUGAGGGAAACUGAUUCCCCCAGACAAAAACAAUCAUUAUGUCUUCCUUUGUGCUCUCAACCCUCCAGGCUUGAAAGGCAGCAAAAGCAAGUAAACUCGGGUGCUUAGCCAAGCAAAAGGAAAGGUGGCUCAAGGUCAGAUGUAGCCUCUGAGACCGUUUCAGUAAUGCUGCUGCGGCAACUCUGCCCACACUAAUCACCCGGUGCUGCACAGCCCAUCGCCCUUGACUUUGCUGAAGGUGGGAGGAGGCAAAGACAGCCCUUCUUGAGAGUUAAGGGAGAGCACAACACAGAGCUGGCUUCAGCCACGUAUUGGGCAAAUCUUUACAGAUUUGUGCCAGGUGUGGCGCUAGGAGCCUUUGAACUGGUGGUGAGAGAAUAGACCCGUCCUCCUGGUGGGCGUGUCCAGACUGAGUCCACCAGGGACCCGUAGGAGCUGAACUGAGUGCUGGCAAGUCUGGACUGAGGGACAGCUAUGGAGAGAGGAGCGCCAGGCCAUCCUGAGGUCAGUCCUGAAUUCUGAGGGUUGGCAGAACAAUCCUAAUGGCCGAAACAGAGGAUGUUUCUCAGGCCUCAUUCUCAACAUCCAUGUGACCUGUGACAGGGGUGUCCUCACUGGUCAUUUGAGUCCUCUCUUCCUUUUCUGGGGGAGGAACUACUUUUUCUUGGUUUUCCUCCUACCUGGAAUGCUCCUGCUCAGGCUCCUUUGUAGAUUCAUUUGCCAUGAAGCUUCCUCAGGGUUCUCUUCUCUUAUAUUGGGAGCAUUUCUGCAGAAAUGGCAUCUGUUCACAGCCUCAAGCUGCUCUUGUCCUUGCGUCUUACACCCCUUCCCUGGAGGCCAGUUCUCCCUCAGAGCAUCAGCCACACGCUCACUGUAGCCAUCCAAAUGUCUGUACCUGUUCAGCAUCGCAAACCUCAGCAUGUCCUUAACUAGUAGAGUUACAGGGAUGAUCUGGAUUCAAAGUCACCCCCCACACACUUACUAGUGACCCUGAGGGACCUGCCCAGGCCCCUGGAGGCUCUGAUUCAUCAUCUGAGGUUGAGGCUGCAGCACAUGGAAGUUCCCAGGCUAGGGGUUGAAUUGGAGCUGCAGCUGCUGGCCACAGCCACAGCAAUGCAGGAUCCGAGCCACAUCUGUGACCUACACUGCAGCAUGCGGCAAUGCCGAGGAUUCUUAACCCACUGAGGGAGGCCAGGGAUCAAACCCGCAUCCUUGUGGAUACUAGUUGGGUUCUUAACCCACUGAGCCACGAAGGGAACUCCCCAUUAAAAAAUUCUUGCUCAUCUGCUUCUUGCCUGCUAAACGAUCCUCUUUCUCUAGUUUAAACAAAAGAUGGAAAGAUAUUUUCUUUUUUUCCUUCCCUCCCUCAAAACCAUAGAGAUUUGUCAGGAUCUUACAUCUUUGUACUGAGGUUCAGGUUGGUUAGCAGUGUAUGAAGGAUUUAUCAAUAGUCUCAAGAGUGAAUGACAAGUGCUUUAUUUAUUGGCCAGGAAACAGAUGAGCUGAGUUUUGCAAAUGUCUCUCCAGAUGCCCAGUGGGAGGCCAGGACCUUGGGGGUCUCCCUGUGUGGAGCGGAUGGUGCUACUUUGAGUUCAGCACUCCUAUAGGAGGAGGCUGGUUGUGGCUUACAGCAAGGCUUGGCUAGGCUUAGGGCCAGGGGGUGCCAAUUGUUGCCCAGGCUGUGACUUUUGUUUUCUUGGGGAGAGGGCUGGUCCAGCCAGGCAAAUGUUUAUUUCUAUAUUUCUUAUUUUAUCAUGAUUUUGAUCUUCUUCAGGCUGCACCCGCGGCUUAUGAAACUUCCUGGGCUAGGAGUUGAAUCGGAGCUGCAGCUACCGAUCUACGCCACAGCAAUGUCAAAUCUGAACGGCAUCUGUGAUCUAUGCCACAGCUUGUGGCAAUGCUGUGGAUCCUUAACUCACUGAGCGAGGCCAGAGAUCUAACCCACAUCCUCGUGGACACUGUGUUGGGUUCUUAACCUGCUGAGCCACAACAGGGACUCCUGAGGCCAGUCUUUUAGAAGUUGAUUACAUCUCUCAAGGCAUCCUGAUAGAGCAGUGUGCUCUUCAAAGGGUAGCCUGUAUCAGAAUCCCCUGGGUACUUGCUGAAACCAUGGGCUCUGAACUCACAGCUGGGGGAGGGGUAGUGAUGUGGAGGUGUCACCAGCUGGUCUUUUGCUGGCCACCUGGGUUCUUCAUCGCCUGUGGGUCAGUGGCCACUGUCAGGUGAGAGCUAUCUGCUUGAAAUUCAGACUGGAGUCUUCAGUGAUAGAAGAGCGAAAAUAAGCAUCAGGCGCACAACCCAACUUCUGCAUUUUCUAGAAAUAUGAAUAUCAAAUAUAAUCUGCUAUUAAAAUAACAACAAAAAUGAACUUCUCAGGAAUCUAUAAUGUUUGCAAAAUCUGUUUGGGCCUUCAUGCUAUGAGAGAUUUCUUUUUUAUUCCUAUUUUUUACUGUGGUAAAAUAUACAUAAAAUUUGAAGUUCCCUUGUGGUGCAGAGGGUUAAGGAUCCACCAUUGUUAUUGCAGUGGCUUGGAUCGCAGCUGUGGCAAAGGUUUGAUCCCUGGAGUGGGAAAUUCCAUGUGCCAAGGGUGCGGCCAAAAAAAAAAGAAAAUACAUAAAAUGUACCAUCUUUACCAUCUUUACCAGUUCUGUACUGUUAAGUAAUUCACAUUGUCAUGCAACUAAUCUUCAGAAUGCUUUUUUAGUUGAAAAAUUAAAAUUCUAUGCCCAUUUAAUGGCCAACUCCCCAUCCCCCACCCCAGCUCCUGGUAACCAGCAUUCUGCUUUCCCUCUCUGUGGAUUCGAUCAUGCUAAGUACCCCAUAGACGUGGCCUCAUACAGUAUCAGACUUUUGGUGACUGGCUUAUUUCAUAUAGGCUCACUUAGGUAUAAGCUGUUCUCAAAUGAUGGUAACUAUUUUCAGUGUUCCUAUUAAAGGAUUUUGAUUUUUGCCUGGAGAAGUUGUCCAGGGCCCCCAGUUGGUCCCUGGCUUCUGGUGACCUAAGCAUCUUUGCUGAGGGGCAGAGCCAACCUAGUCCUGUUUUGCUAGCUUGGCUCAGCUGUCUCGGCCAGCCAGUGUCCUGAGAGGCAACAGCCCUGCUCAUCUUCUACAAGUCUUUAGCUAUUUCCCCUGUGUGGUCUCUUCUGUGAACCUUCCUUUUUUUCACAAGUUGGGGGGGGAGGUGAUUGAUAUCUAUGACUUAGCUCUUGGCACAAAAGCCAGAAAUCAGUGGCUGUCUCUGCUUCUAGUAAGGGGAGUGUUCCCUUGGCAGCUAAGUAGCUCAUUUCCUUCAACAAAAUGACUUGCCUAACUUUGGGGUAGAAGUUUUAUUUCUCUAGAAUUGUGGUUUUCAGCUUUGUAUGCACAUUGGAUUCAUCUGGAAAUCUUUUUUUUUUUUUCAUUGCUCUGUGGCAUGUGGAAGUUCCUGGGCCAGGGAUUGAACCUGUGCCAUGGCAGUGACCUGAGAGGCUGCAGUGACAAUGCUGGAUCCUUAACCUGCUGCACCACAAAGGAAAUCCUCACCUGGGAAUCUUUAUAAGACAACCACCAUGCCAGAUUCUCAUCUUCCCAGAGAGUCUGAUUCCCUUGGCCUGGGGGAUGGGACCCCAUAUUCUUAUUUUUAAAAAUCUCCUUAAGUGACCCUCUUGCCACUGGUGGAGGCUCUUUGUCCUGAUGCAGAGGGUCCCUGCCUCGGCUGCACUUCUGAAUUAUCUGAAGAGCUUUAAGAACUACUCGUGCCUGGACUACCUCCCCCACCCAGAAGUCCUGACUCAGUUGGUCUCAGGUGCCACCUGGGUAUGAGGGCUCUUCAGACUCUCCAUUUGGUUCUGCUAUGCAACCAUGUUGGAGAACUGCUAUUCUAGGUCAGUAAGCUCUCAAGCUUGAACCUGCGUGAGAAUCCCUUGGUGAGCUCACUGGUUCCUGGGCCCUUCCCUGGAGCCUCCCCACCAGUUCCCAAGUGAUGCUGAUGCUGGUCCUGGGACUGUGCUUUGAAGAGUACUGCUCUACAUGACCUUAUAACCACCUCAGCCCUGCUCUGCUGCAUUCGCUUUCUGCUUAGGGCUUGGGAGCAUCUAAUUCAGGCUUGAGACUUCAUAAGAGCUACCCAACAGCUCCUUUUCUAAAAUUUUAAACAUUCAAAUAAACAUUAUGGAAUCUUUUUAAAGCAAAGCUACAUAGAUUUCUUCUCCCAGGGUUAGGAGGCUCAGAGUUAAGAAUUCAUCUGGGAAAUUCCCAUUGUGGCUCAGUGGAUUAAGGACCUGAUGUUGUCUCUGUGAGGAUGCGGGUUUGAUUCCUGUCCUUGCUCAGUGGGUUAAGCAUCUGGCGUUGCCACAAGCUGCGGAAUAGCUCGCAGACGAGGCUUGGAUCUGGUGUUGCCAUGGCUGUGAUGUAGGCCUCAGCUGCAGCUCCAAUUCGACCCCUAGCCCAGGAACUUCCACACACCGCACAUGCAGCUGUUUAAAAAAUAAAUAAAUAAAUAAAAAAGAAUUCAUGUGGGCCUGGGAUUAGAAUGCAUUUUGGGAUCUGAGCUAAGCGAUUGGAGUCUCUGGCACUUGCGGCCAACUCGGGACCAGGUAAGGGUUGCCCUGUGAUGGGGGCUGGGGUAGGAUCAGAGCACCAUCCUGCAGUCUGUAACACAGGGAGUUUCUGGCCCUUUGGGGGUAAGGCCAGGCCUGGUGCUCUGCCCACUGCGUGGAAAACAAACAAGGAAGGUGGUGAUGAGGACACAGCACAUGGACUGACAUGACCCAGGGGUAGGGUCAUACUUGCAUUAUCCUCUUCCUUCCUUUCCCACCUUGUGCCCAGAAAGGCUCACGUUGAAGCCAACUAGCUGGUGCCUGGGUCCUGCCUCCGUCUCUCCAUCUCUUGUGCCUCCAAGUGGAGGCAAGUCCCCAGCUGUGUGGACACAGUGAGCCCUUUGUCCUCAUGUCAGCUCACAAUUCCACAUUCACCCACCACUCUUAUGAGAACCCUUGAACAUAUUGAAGAUUUUUUAGAGGAGGAAACAGUUACUCUUUUAUUGAAACAAGGUCAAAGCACACCUCACUUCCCAGGGCCACUUGCCCAGAGAGCCACUCAAGCCCCAGGUAGCUGGGAACUCCGGUGAAGGAAAAUUCAUUCUGAGUCCCUGAAACAGAUGCUAGAAAACUCUGUAUCAAAGACCAAACGCUUUGCUCAAAUGCAAAUCCCUCAUGGCAUUCACUUUAAUUUUAAAUUCAAUUCUUGUGAACUUGAUUCUGGUUUCUAAUAAUAAAGCAAAUUAAGGGAAAGAUAACAGGUGCUAGAUAUAGCAAGAAGUGGCAGCUAAUAGACUCAUAAUAAUGGCAUUAAAAAGACCGAAACUAUCUGUCUCAGAAAAUACCAGGGGAGCUGAUGCUAUUUAGUGGAGGGGCAAAUAGUUUUGCGGUCGGACCAAUAUGUGGGAAUAACCCCCAGGGCAAUAGAGCAUUUCAGAGCGGACCAUCCUGUGGCACCCACGAUCACGCAGAGGUAUGAAAACGCCCAAACAACAUUCAGUAGACUGUGCUCAGGAAGGCAGAGAAACAUUUUAUUUGCUUUGGAAUCAUUAUUUCUGUCCCCAAACAUUUAAAACGUAUUCAUAGACAUUUUGGUGCUCAAAGGAUCAGUCCUCAAGUAAUGAUGAUGUUCAGGUAGGUGAAUUUAUCUGUACGUCAUUAUCUGAUAAUACAGGAUUCCUGAGAUGGGUAAGCUCACUCUUUUAUUCAUUUAUUUAUUUUGUCUUUUGUCUUUUUAGGGCCACACCCAUGGCAUAUGGAGGUUCCCAGGCUAAGGGUCUAAUCUGAGCUGUUCCUGCGUGCCUACACCACAGCCACAGCCAAGCAGGAUCAGAGCCUGUCUGCGACCUAUACCACAGCUCACGGCAAUGCUGGAUCCUUAACCCACUGAGCAAAGCCCAGGAUCGAACCCACAAUCUCAUGGUUUCUAGCGGGAUUCGUUUCCACUGCACCAUGAUGGGGAACUCCAGGUCACUCUUUUAGACUUAGUUUCCCUCUGACACAUGCUCCUCAUCCCCCCCAGGACUGGGGGAGGGGCACCCUUUCACCUUCCCACCUUAAAGGGGACGUGCAGCGUGGGUGGGUUGGUGGUGUUGGUGGAGGGUCCUCUUUCUGCACCUCUGCUUCCACCUGUGGUGUCUUUAUUGCACCAGGCAGGGAGUGGGUGAGGAUUUCAGCUGGGGCAGGGGCGACCUCUGCAGUGACUCAGGCCUGGAUUUAGUUGUGGAUUUAAGACUCUAUUUCUUCAUAUUCUUAUCAAAGCGAGCAUUUCUGCUUUCUACACACCUUCACUAUCCCUCUUCUCACCAGCUGGAGGAGGUGGGUAAGGCAUCUCCACUGGACUGAGGCCCAGGAAGAGGCAUGCGUGCCCCCGCCCCCAUCACGGGGAUGGGUGGUGGAGCUCUGGUUGGGUGCACAAGCGCCCCAAGUGGUGGGAGAGGCAGCCAUGUCUCGCUCUCACUCCUGAGGCCCUUCUGUUUUCUUCCCUCUGGGUUGGUGGGGCUGACCGGAGUCGGAGUCGGAGUCGGGGGCAGGCCUGGCUGCGUGCCCUGCUCAACGUCUGUGUGAAGUGGUCUUUCUGGUGUUCUUUCCAAUCUGGACUCCAAGCACUGGGGGCUGUACCUGCUGGGGGUGGGAGGGUGGCAGUUAUACUGGGCAGGGGUCCCCCAAGGCCACCGUCCUAGGCAAGGCAGGAGUGAGUAGGGGGUUGGUGGCAGACUCAGUGAUGCAUCUGCCUAGUGCUGUGGCCAUUUUUAGGGGAGGCUGCUAGGGUUCCAAGUGACAGCUCCUGUAUCUUCCUGCAAACUGUCUAGCAGGACUCUCGGCCGCCGCUGUGGCUGGCUUCUGAGCUGGUCCCUCUUCCUAAGGUUUGGGGGCAGCUGGGCCUCUCUGAGGCUCCUGCACUCCUCACACAUGUUUUAGGGGGUGCAGCAAAUUUCCUUUCUGAACCCAACUGACCCCCUUCAGAAAGCCAUAACUCUUCUUCAAAGCCCUACUGUUUGAACUGUGAAAUAUAUGUAAAUGUAUAUGUUAUUUUUUUAAACUCACACUUUAACUCAGUGAGCAUACAGUGCAUGCUUCAGUAUGGGGUCAGCUUCCUGCCAGCUCGCUCCCCAAAAGAAGUCAGGACCGGCCACAGGAGAAGUCUGCAGGGAAGCUGUGGAAACCUUGGCCCUUGCAGUUACAUGCUCCCUGCCCUGUGCCUGCGCAGUGGCUCCAGCCAGCCAUGCUUGAUGUCAGUUUCCAGGAGCUCACGUGACAACAGCCAGCAGCCUAUUCUUGAGGGGCUGGUGGCACCAACUCAGCCCUGAGUGGCCUCAUAUGUGUGAAGACCGCGUGCCCACGCGGACGUGACCCCCGCGUGUUCCUCAGCCCCAUCCCUCCCUGGCUUUCUUCUCGCAAGAUCUGCAUCAUACCACCCUGUGCUCGGCGGAGCCUUUCUUCCCAAUGGAGACUGAGAUAGGAUGCAGAGAAACUCUAACAGUGCAUGGAGCUGGAGGAUUGCUGAAAAAAAUCCCUCUCUUGCUCGGUUGAUUUGCUCCCUCUGUUUGCCCUGGAGAGAAAUGCCGUGUGCCAUUCUAAAGCUCAGGUGGGCUGCAGCUGUCAUCUUAUUUUCAUGCAAAUUUUCUUUGGGAGCCAGGAGUUCAUACAAACUCCUGUAGCAGUAAUUCUAGCCUGUGUGUGGCUAUGCUUGAGUGAUCCUGAAGUGGUGACUGUGACUUUUGCUUAAGAACAUAAUCAGGGUAAUUUGUAUCUGUCACUGUAUUUGAAAAACCCUCAGUUUCCACCCAAUAAAACCAGUCAAGUGGGUCAUCUA
Sus scrofa (pig) is the source of this 12473-nucleotide messenger RNA. It is a transcript of the gene ST8SIA5, whose product is annotated as ST8 alpha-N-acetyl-neuraminide alpha-2,8-sialyltransferase 5. Gene Ontology annotation, biological process: oligosaccharide metabolic process; N-glycan processing. Lineage: Eukaryota; Metazoa; Chordata; Mammalia; Artiodactyla; Suidae. Gene Ontology annotation, molecular function: alpha-N-acetylneuraminate alpha-2,8-sialyltransferase activity. The record is from RefSeq and is a predicted model, not a curated record.